CCGCCAAGGGGAGUUUCCAGGAAGUGGCCAUAUUGGAUCCAUUCAGCCGCAGCCGCCCGGGCGGAGCGCGUCCCGCAGCCGGCUCGUCCCCGCCGCGGCCCCGGCGCUCCCCGCAACCCGCCCGCCCGGUGCGCAGCUCGCCAUGGCGGCCACCGACUUGGAACGCGUCUCGAACGCAGAGCCUGAGCCCCGGAGCCUGUCCCUGGGCGGCCAUGUUGGGUUUGACAGCCUCCCUGACCAGCUGGUCAGCAAGUCAGUCACUCAGGGCUUCAGCUUCAACAUUCUCUGUGUGGGGGAAACUGGGAUUGGCAAGUCCACGUUAAUGAACACACUCUUCAACACAACCUUUGAGACUGAAGAAGCUAGUCACCAUGAAGAGUGUGUGCGCCUGCGGCCUCAGACCUAUGACCUCCAAGAGAGUAAUGUUCAUCUCAAACUGACCAUCGUGGAUGCUGUGGGCUUUGGGGAUCAGAUCAAUAAGGAUGACAGUUACAGGCCCAUCGUUGAUUACAUCGACGCGCAGUUUGAAAACUAUCUACAGGAGGAGUUGAAGAUCCGCCGUUCCCUCUUUGACUACCAUGACACGAGGAUCCACGUUUGCCUCUACUUCAUUACGCCCACCGGGCACUCCCUGAAGUCCCUGGAUCUGGUGACCAUGAAGAAACUAGACAGCAAGGUGAACAUAAUUCCCAUCAUUGCCAAGGCUGACACCAUCUCCAAGAGUGAGCUUCACAAGUUCAAGAUCAAGAUCAUGGGUGAGCUGGUCAGCAACGGAGUCCAGAUCUACCAGUUUCCCACUGACGACGAGGCUGUUGCCGAGAUUAAUGCAGUCAUGAACGCACACCUGCCUUUUGCCGUGGUGGGCAGCACAGAGGAAGUGAAGGUGGGGAACAAGCUGGUUCGAGCACGACAGUACCCCUGGGGUGUGGUGCAGGUGGAGAAUGAGAAUCACUGUGACUUCGUGAAGCUUCGGGAGAUGCUGAUCCGGGUGAACAUGGAGGACCUGCGCGAGCAGACCCACAGUCGGCACUAUGAGCUCUACCGGCGCUGCAAGUUGGAGGAGAUGGGCUUCCAGGACAGUGACGGUGACAGCCAGCCCUUCAGCCUCCAAGAGACAUACGAGGCAAAGAGGAAGGAGUUCCUGAGCGAGCUGCAGAGGAAGGAGGAAGAGAUGAGACAGAUGUUUGUCAACAAAGUGAAGGAGACAGAGCUUGAGCUGAAGGAGAAGGAACGGGAGCUCCAUGAGAAGUUUGAGCACCUGAAGCGAAUCCACCAGGAGGAGAAGCGCAAGGUAGAGGAGAAGCGCAGGGAGCUGGAAGAGGAGACCAACGCCUUCAAUUGUCGGAAGGCAGCCAUGGAGGCCCUGCAGUCACAGGCCUUGCAUGCCACUUCACAGCAGCCUCUGAGGAAAGACAAGGACAAGAAGAAAUUUUGACCCUCAGCCCGGGACGCCACAAACGGAAUCAAGUUCCCUGCUUUGCUCGUCACAAAUGCCAAACUGACCGCUCUUUCCCAGUGCCCAGUGCUGUCUUUUGCUUCUGUUUGAUUUGGUCUGCGUAUCUUUUAAUGUGUCUGUUUUGUUUUGUUUGUUUUAUUUUUAUUUUUCAGUUAAAGCACGCACAGACUUACAUGUCGAGAGCGGACUUUAGGCUUUCAUGUGUUAAACUGCUUGAGUUACACCUUGUGACCCUUCUCCCAUUACAUGGUGUGAGGAUGGACUGGGAGCCGGUACAGACUCCAGUGUUUACAGCCUUGCCUUGGCCUUGUCCCCAACUGCUGGUCUCAGGCUGCCUGGGCCUUGUCCCCAACUGCUGGCCUCAGACUGCCUGGGCCUUGUCCCCACCUGAUAGCCUCAGGCUGCCUGGGCCUGCCCAGCUAGCCUUCUCUAUGCAAAUCCGUCAAAGCCAUGAAUGCUGGAACCCAAAACUGACAAGGUUUAUUUUUUGCAGAGCCGGUGGCUGGUCUUCCAUUUACAGUGUCACUAUUCCUUGACGAAGCAGUUAUGUGUCGCUCUGGUGAUGGCCCCAGCCAGUGAUGCUAGGCCUAAUUGUUCAUCGUCAAACCAGCGACUCAUGUGGUGCCUGGCCUGGGCGUGGCCUGCGGUCUGGUAGAUAACAUGCUGCCGAAUUCGCCAUAUUCCCUUUAUUUUAAUUUUUCUAACCCAGAGCUUAAUUUCAAUAACUUUUUCAACAGUUUAAAAUUUUUAUUUUGGCACCAGUAUAAAGACAAAUAAUAUCUAUCUAUCCUGUUAUUUUCAUAAGUAACACAGAUUCCCUGAUUUUUCUUUUUUAACUAAGAAGUUCUCUAAACCUGCUUACAUAGAAAGCACCCCUAUAAGAUAUAGAGGUGGGAAAUAAAGUUCCUAUUCUGCCAGUGUUUGGGACUUCUUUAUGCACAGAAGUGGACCUGAAGGAGACCAUGCCCGGCAUUUUUUACUGUGAAUGUAAAUGGAACAGCAGCCCCAGACCCUUGUCUCUGCCUUAGAGGUGCUACCUGUGACAGGGACCAAGUGCAUGUGUGUUCAGUGUUUGACUCCAAAACAGUCUCCUACUUCCUCAGUGUGCUCAGUGGGGAGAAGGCUGUCAUGUCAAGGUCAUUGUUACUUCUUUCCUGGCUGAGUCACAGGGCAGGGAAAUAAAAGGUGUGUGAAGUAUUAGGACAGUUUGAGAGGGAAGGAGAGAGAGAGAGAAGACGAAAACGCUAGAGACUGAGACCGUCCUCUCCAGCUGUGCUUCCCAGGUGCACACUUUUAAGAAAGUGGCCACCAGGCGUGAUGGUCCUGUAGUGGCCGACCAUGCUUGGGAGAUAGGAAGCCAGAGGCCGGCCUCAAUUACACAGUGAGGUGAGGCCAGCUUGGGCUAUCUGAGACCCUGUCUCAAAAACAAAAUGAAAACGAGAAAAGUACUAGCAGCCAUUUUGCUCUGCUCCUGGUGGUUUGCAAGCCUCGGGGUUGAGAAUGGGGGUGAAGGAUUAAUGUCCUUACUGUUGGUGCAGCACCAGCCUGGGCUCUGGUCCCCCCCAAAAAAGAUACACUUCAUUCUGAGGAGCUGAUCACCCAGUGGGCCCCUCACUGAGAACCAGAGGGGGCCACACUGAUUUGUGCUACAUUAGGGUUUUGACCCCCAUCUCCCUCCCCACCACCUUUAACCCCUUUCUCCCAGGCCUGCUUCACUUCUCCCAGGACCAAUCUGGCUCCUUCUGAUAUGAUGGUUCAUUCAGAAUGAGCUAGAAGAGAAGGUGGUUAUGAGUUCUCUGAGGUACAACUCCCCAAAGGCCAAUUGUACCUAUGAGGUGCCUCACAGCAGGAGAAUAAGAUUUGUUGAUGCCCUGAGGAAAAAAACCCCAUGACUAGGGUGGAUUCUAGCUGCAAGGCUAGACACCUGAACUAUUUACAAAGACAGUUUUAAGAAUAUGAAGUUAUGUUCGGGGCCCUGGAAGCUUCUUGGGAGUCAUAGCUCAUCUGCCUCUGGUCAUGGCGGAACUGAUAUUGGACUUUGGUGUCUAAGGCAGAGGUAAACUGCAGGCCAGUGGUUCCUCUUAGAGAAAUUGUAUAUGUAUUCAGUUAGGUCAAAGCCUGACCUUCAGAGCAACCUCUCCUAGCCAAUAUAUUCCAGAGACCAGGAUGACCCAGCAAGUCCACUGGUUGUAUAAAAGACAGGAUUGCAAGCUUGGCAGUGGUGGCGCACGCCUUUAAUCCUAGCACUGGAUAUGCAGGGGAAGGCGGAUCUCUGAGUUCGAGGCCAGCCUGGUCUACAGAGUGAGUUCCAGGACAGCCAGGGCUAUACAGAGAAACCCUGUCUCAAAAAGCCAAAAAACAUACAAACAAACAGAAAACAAACAAAAAGAAAACAAAAGACAGGAUUGUAGGCUCAUAAUCCAUGCAGAGAACUCUGAAGCCAGCAAAUUCUACCACCACCCUCUGCUGCUCACCAAACAUGGGCAUACUGGAAGGCUGUUAUGUUCAAUGCCCACCUUUGGCCUAAAGCUUGCCAGCAUCCCUGGGGAAACCUGACUUGCAUUUUCUGGGGUUUCAGUAUCCCACUCCCACUCCCAUGGAUCCCAUCAACUGCUGCAAGCUCUUCCCCUGUGUGGAAUUUUGUUAUCUUUAUUUAGCUGAGGUUAAAUUAAUCUUUGUUGUGCAAGAAAAACAUGGAGCUUGCCCCUUGAGGGAUGUGACUCCAUGUACAGCUGGGAUUUAUACCUGCUUUUCCUGUCAUCUGUUGGCUUCAGGAGGACUGCUGUAGGAUCCCAUUGUCAUUUACUGUUAUGACUUCUUUCGGUCAUUUUGUUUUGUGGUAGAAUCACCAUGUAAGUUAUGGUCUGAACCUGUACUUUUGAGAGAGAAAAGAUGCUGUCAAUAAUAUCAGCUCCUUAGGUACUCAGGAGGCUGAGGCAGGAGAAUCAAAAAAUUCAAGGCCAUAGCCACUUAGCAAGACCCUAUGUCAAAAUUAAAAAAUAUAUGUACACAUACGUAUGUGUAUAUAUAUAUAUGUGCUGGACAUGCGACUCAUGGCUAGAGAAUGUGUCUAGCAUGAUUGGGGACCAAGUUCUCUCCCCAGCACUAAGAAAAAAAACAAGUCAACAGCCAUCAAGCAGAUAUAUCCCAGGCCAACCAAGAUGUGUGUUCUCCCUUGUGCUGGGUGGCAUGAAUUCUGACACCCUGUGACUGUGCAGCCUGACCCCACAUAUGUUCCUGUGUGUUUGUGUGGACCCCCUUGUUUGGGGCUUAUACUGGGUAAGAGUCCCAGGACAGCCAGCUUGCUUGUCUGUUACGUUACCACGCAUUUCUAAAACCACUCCAGCUGUUAAUCCGUUUACUCCUCCAUCCAUGGACUUGUUUCUGUUCCUUUCCAUCCACUUUGUACUCAUUUGUUUUCAUUAAAUUUUGCAUUUAUUUUGA
This is a messenger RNA of Mastomys coucha (southern multimammate mouse), 4900 nucleotides long. It is a transcript of the gene Septin8, whose product is annotated as septin 8. The coding region runs from base 143 to 1435 and encodes 430 amino acids. Gene Ontology annotation, biological process: cytoskeleton-dependent cytokinesis. Lineage: Eukaryota; Metazoa; Chordata; Mammalia; Rodentia; Muridae. Gene Ontology annotation, molecular function: GTP binding; GTPase activity; molecular adaptor activity. The record is from RefSeq and is a predicted model, not a curated record. The transcript is spliced from 10 exons. Gene Ontology annotation, cellular component: septin ring; septin complex; microtubule cytoskeleton.